AUGUCGCACUUGAGCAGCAAUUCUCCACCGGCGCUCUACCACAUACUGCGUUCCGUCCCGACCCACAACGAUGUUCUCGUCCCCGAGACUCUUCUGAAGAAGCGCAAGUCUCAGGAGAAGGCCCGCGCUGAGCGCACGGCUGAGCUCGAUGCCAAGAAGAAGACCGCCAAGGAGAACCGUGGCGUCAUCUUCAAGCGUGCCGAGAAGUACGUCAAGGAGUACCGUGAGGGUGAGCGCGAGAAGAUCCGUCUGGCUCGCGUCGCCAAGCAGGAUGGCUCCGUCUAUGUCCCGGCUGAGGACAAGCUCAUCUUCCUGAUCCGUAUCAAGGGUAUCAACAAGAUUGCCCCCAAGCCCCGCAAGAUUCUGCAGCUUCUCCGUCUGCUCCAGAUCAACAACGGUGUCUUCGUCCGUAUCACCAAGGCUACCGCCGAGAUGAUCAAGGUUGUCGAACCGUGGGUCGCUUACGGUUACCCCAACCUCAAGAGCGUCAAGGAGCUCGUCUACAAGCGCGGAUAUGGAAAGGUCAAUAAGCAGCGUAUUGCGCUUACCGACAAUUCCAUCAUUGAGGAGAACCUCGGCAAGUUUGGUAUCAUCUGCAUGGAGGAUCUCAUUCACGAGAUCUACACUGUUGGCCCCAACUUCAAGCAGGCUGCCAACUUCUUGUGGCCCUUCAAACUGAGCAACCCCACUGGUGGUUUCCGCCCGCGAAAGUUCAAGCACUUCAUCGAGGGUGGUGAUCUCGGCAACCGGGAGGAGCACAUCAAUGCUCUCAUCAGACAGAUGAACUAA
Molecule: messenger RNA, 789 nt
Organism: Lasiosphaeria miniovina
Lineage: Eukaryota; Fungi; Ascomycota; Sordariomycetes; Sordariales; Lasiosphaeriaceae
Product: 60S ribosomal protein L7
Exons: 4
Coding region: 1-789 (262 amino acids)
Biological process (GO): maturation of LSU-rRNA from tricistronic rRNA transcript (SSU-rRNA, 5.8S rRNA, LSU-rRNA)
Cellular component (GO): cytosolic large ribosomal subunit
Molecular function (GO): RNA binding; structural constituent of ribosome
Source: RefSeq, a predicted model, not a curated record